GUUCUGGAAAUCUCUUAUUUUAGGACACCUCCUACCUGUUCAUCACUGGCCCUGAUGUUGUGAAGUCUGUGACCAAUGAGAAUGUUACCCAGGAGGAGCUUGGUGGUGCCAAGACCCACACCACCAUGUCAGGUGUGGCCCAUAGAGCUUUUGAGAAUGAUGUUGAUGCCUUGUGUAAUCUCCGGGAUUUCUUCGACUACCUGCCCCUGAGCAGUCAGGACCCGGCUCCGGUCCGUGAGUGCCAUGAUCCCAGUGACCGUCUGGUUCCUGAGCUCGACACAAUUGUCCCUUUGGAAUCAACCAAAGCCUAUGACAUGGUGGACAUCAUACACUCUGUUGUUGAUGAGCGUGAAUUUUUUGAGAUCAUGCCCACUUAUGCCAAGAACAUCGUUGUUGGUUUUGCAAGAAUGAAUGGGAGGACUGUUGGAAUUGUUGGCAACCAACCCAAGGUGGCCUCAGGAUGCUUGGAUAUUAAUUCAUCUGUGAAAGGGGCUCGUUUUGUCAGAUUCUGUGAUGCGUUCAAUAUUCCACUCAUCACUUUUGUUGAUGUCCCUGGCUUUCUACCUGGCACAGCACAGGAAUAUGGGGGCAUCAUCCGACAUGGCGCCAAGCUUCUCUACGCAUUUGCUGAGGCAACUGUGCCCAAAGUCACAAUCAUCACCAGAAAGGCCUAUGGAGGUGCCUACGAUGUCAUGAGCUCUAAGCACCUUUGCGGUGAUACCAACUAUGCCUGGCCCACAGCAGAGAUUGCAGUCAUGGGAGCAAAGGGUGCUGUGGAGAUCAUCUUCAAAGGGCACGAGAAUGUGGAAGCUGCGCAGGCAGAGUACAUCGAGAAGUUUGCCAACCCUUUCCCUGCAGCAGUGAGAGGGUUUGUGGAUGACAUCAUCCAACCUUCUUCCACACGUGCCCGAAUCUGCUGUGACCUGGAUGUCUUGGCCAGCAAGAAGGUACAACGUCCUUGGAGAAAACAUGCAAAUAUUCCAUUGUAAACAAAUCAAAGGAAAAGAAACCAAGAACUGAAUAAUUGUCUGCCCAUUCACAUCCCAUCCCUGCCUUUUGCAAUCAUGAAACCUGGGAAUCCAAAUACCAGUAAUAACAUAGAAUGACUAAGUUUAUUAAAUUCUAGAAAGAUCUC
This is a messenger RNA of Cebus imitator (Panamanian white-faced capuchin), 1135 nucleotides long. RefSeq names its product propionyl-CoA carboxylase subunit beta. Gene Ontology annotation, molecular function: propionyl-CoA carboxylase activity. Gene Ontology annotation, cellular component: mitochondrion. The coding region runs from base 126 to 989 and encodes 287 amino acids. NCBI's taxonomy places the organism in Eukaryota, Metazoa, Chordata, Mammalia, Primates, Cebidae. The record is from RefSeq and is a predicted model, not a curated record. The transcript has 9 exons.